Molecule: messenger RNA, 4194 nt
Organism: Poeciliopsis prolifica (blackstripe livebearer)
Lineage: Eukaryota; Metazoa; Chordata; Actinopteri; Cyprinodontiformes; Poeciliidae
Product: glypican-5-like
Exons: 9
Coding region: 351-2168 (605 amino acids)
Biological process (GO): cell migration; positive regulation of canonical Wnt signaling pathway; regulation of protein localization to membrane
Cellular component (GO): plasma membrane; extracellular region; cell surface
Source: RefSeq, a predicted model, not a curated record
AUUUGGUGUUGAACGUUCAGCCGAGAUACACGGAACAGGGAGGGGAACGUGCGCAGCACGCUGGAAACAGGCACAGCCGACAUGCAGUCAAGUACUGCAAAGUGCCAAGCGCGGGACAGACUGGCUUCAGAAGACACCACUCCUCCUCUGUACGACACCAAACCUCCCCUGUCUUUGCGGCGCUUUCUCUCAUCCCAACCGAUAAUGUGAGACUCAGUCAGAAAGAUCUGUCAGAUGUUCACUCGAACCGUCGCUUUUCACGUUCGCAAUUCCGUUUUCAACACCGUCAGACAGCUUACGGUCAGACUACAGCUGGUCAUCUGCGAGACUACCUGGUGUGAGAUGCGGCAAUGUCCCGAGGAAUAUGCCCACGCGUCAACUCUUUUGACUCCGUCAGGAUUUUGGCGUUGGUCAUUUUUGCAGUGAACGCAAUCGAGGCGGAUAAGCACAGCUGUUAUGAAGUGAGAGCCGCUUUCCAGCAGCGAUACAUUGGACCGCUUCACCUGGUGCCGGAGAAACCAUACAAAGAUGCUGAUCUGCAGAUAUGUAAGCACCAAGGUCCAUCUUGCUGCAAUAAGAAGAUGGAGGAAAGCUACCAGACUGCUGUGAGAAGAGAAACCCUCCAAAAAAUUGAGUCCUACACCUAUGAACUGGAAAAUAUGCUGUCUAGUCAGUUAGACACCUUCCAGGACAUGUUUCAGUACCUCCUGUCAUUCUCUCAAGGUCACCUAAGUUCACUGUUGGAGGGAACCUACUCAUCCCUGUCCCGUCAGGCGUUACCCCAUGUGAAUCAACUGUUUUCUUCUCUCUCGCUAUACCUACGUGGAGCCAACAUUUCCGUUGAGAUGACCAUUCACAAGUUUUUUAACAACAUCUUCCCUCUCGUGUAUACACGACUUAUAAAUCCAGGCAUUGAAGAAAGUGUGACAACAAGCAGCACAAUGGGUGACUGUCUGCGUAUGAUCAGACAGGAUGUGAAGCCUUUCGGGAAUCAUCCUGUCACCGUGGCUCAGGAACUGGCUGAGGUGUUGGAGGCAGGCAGGCAACUGAGUCUCGCCUUGGAUAAAGGACUGGAGGUCAUUAACGCAACAGAACAUGCCAACCUUAGUAGAGAAUGUGUAAAAGGUCUUGCAAAGAUGGUGUACUGUUCCCACUGCAGAGGCUUGACAUUGAUCAAGCCCUGUGCUGGCUACUGCUUGAAUGUUAUGCGGGGCUGCUUAGCAAGUAUGGCAGAGCUCGAUCAGCCUUGGAGAACAUAUAUCAGCUUCUUGAAGAAACUAACUCUUGCGAUGGCUGGACACCACAGCCUGGAGCUGGCCAUGCUGGGUGUGAGAGGGCAUGUUAAUGAAGCAUUGCUCUAUGCACAGAGCCAUGGUCCACUCAUUACUGCUACGGUGGACAAGGUGUGUGGCCUGUCUACACGGGAACCCCCAGGCAUGUGGUCUGUGAGACCAGAGGUCACAACCUUAACUUCACCUUCUCCAUCUACCUCCUCCGCCUCCCAUAUUUUACCAGAAGAGAGACUAGCAAGGUUUGCCCACUUAAAAAGUCCAUUCCCUUUGAAGCCCUCCAAGAUCAAUAAUCCUAAUCUGAGAACACUCUCUCGGGAGUUCUUAGGGCAACUGCAGCGCUAUAAAUCCUUCUUCAAUGCAUUGCCAGAGAUGCUGUGUGAAGGGGAGUAUAUAGUGGACGACUCCACCUGCUGGGGCGGUGAUGGUGUCGUAGAAAGCUAUCUCGAUAGAAUCGUCAAAAAUGGUCUGCAUGCCCAGAGGCAAAACCCAGAGGUCAAAGUUCGCACCAUGGAUCCUACUAUUGCUGAAUUCAAGAAAAGGCUGGAGCACUUCAACCAGGAAACCCAGGAGAAGUUUCCAAAUCUUAAUGAAAUUGAGGUCUGGGAGGAAGUGGGCAGUGGGGAAGAGCAAGGAAGCACCGCAGACUGUGAUGAUGAAGAUGGUUGCCAAAGCUCAGGAGAUGGUGACGAACAAAACUAUAUUAUCAAUGGGAAGACAUCUGAUGGAGGAAAGCCUGGAGGUGACAACACUCAAGAAAGCCCCCCCAAACCUCCUGCUGUGAAGGUGGUCGGCGGGUCUCCACCUAUAAGCUGGCAGCAACCUUGGUGCCUUGUUCUGCUUUUUGCUGGACUUUGUUUGAAGUGGUUGGUGAUCUGAUGACAGGACUAUCUAAAAAAAAAAAAUCUCCUCAUCAUUGCCCCUGCAGGAACUUACAUGACAUUCAUAUCACAAAUAUGUUCCUUCCUCCCAUCAUCAUCCUGCACAGAUAGACGUCACUAACGGCGAUACAGAAAUGAAGAGUGGGUCAGUGUGUGGACAACAGUGUGAGUUCAUAAUGAGUGGGCAAAUGCAGGGUCUUGUCCCACAGGAUCUUUAUUGUGAAUGUUUAUAAAGACUGACCUUGCGGUUUCCACUAUACUGUUUGGUUUUAGAUAUUAUAAAAGAGGGCUGCAGCUCUUGCUUCACUUGCACAGACCUAACCUUUGUUAUUCAGAAAGGGGUUGAAUCAUUCUUAAGGAGGUUUACAACUGUAAACACUUAGUUACAAACAUAAAUCAAGUAACAUGUAGCAGAUGUCUUCUAAUUCUACCGCUGAUUUUACUUAUCAUCCAAGCUAUGAACCUUUUUACAGCACUGUACUAAUGCCAAACUGGUGGAUUCUGUUCUUUUAUAAAUGUAACUCAUUUCUUCUUUGGAAUUAAGGAAUGCAUGAAAAAUUGAUAGAUCCAUCCCAGGUGUCUGGCCCAAAACAGCAGAUUUGACAUGCUCUAAUGACUGUGUACCUUGCAGGGAUUAGAAUGUAAUGAGUUCACAGGUACAUCACAAGCUCCUUUGCACGGCUGAACAUAUUGAGCAGACAAACUAGGUGUGAAUACUGUAGCAAGCAAUUGUAUAUAGGUACAGAGGUUUGAGUUAAUGUAUGACAUGAGCUGAAUGGAAUGUUAAUUUGUUUUCUUUCAUGAAUCGGCUAUGCUUGUCAGCUCUAUGAAAGUCAAAAUUGUUUUAAUGUCAAAAAUAAAAGGGAAAAUAUCCAUAAUUUACCACAUGAAGUAAUUAAAGAAUGGAAAGUUUUAAAAUUUUCCACAAAGGUUACAUAAUGUUGGCUCUACUAAUAUUUAUUGUGCAUCCUGGUUUGUGUGUUUGCUUAAUGAAUUGCACAUUAUUGCACAUAUGAAAUGCAAAAUUUCUAAAUUGUUCUGGCCCUUUCUAGCAGAGUCUCAGCUCCUUUUUUUUACCUCUCUCCUUUAAAAUUCUAUUUGCUUUUUUUUUUUCUACUGCAAGCAGAUACUGUUUAAUGAGAAAACAAUACAGUAUCUCUACAAUUUACAUGACCCCCUCCUCCUCUACUUUUCCACAAAUUCCAAAAUUUCUAAAUGUGUUUCAAUCAUACUGUGUUGGAACACUCCAAAAAACACAAAUUGUUUUUUGUUGUUUCAUAAUUGUUCAGAUUUGAAUUCCUUUGAAUGCCAGUUUUCUUUCUAUGCAGACAAACUUGAUGCAUUGACUGGCACUGACACAGAGUAAUAAGGUUUGAAUCAAAUACUUACCUACAACGUAUAAACGCUUACAUAUCAAUCGUUUAAAAUUAGAUAGAAUUUUACCUAUUUAUUUAAUUUCACUUUGGGAUCAAUAAAAUAUUUUUAAGAUAAUGUUCAGAUAAUGCCUUAAAAUAUAUCCACAGGUGUGCUUCUGUUUCCUCAGAUGUCAGGAAUUAACCUUUUAGAAUCUUAGUGCAUGUUCUGUGAAAAUAUUCCAGCACUUAGCUAAAUAAAAUUAUUUUGCUAAUCAUAACUGUCCUAAUCAGAAAGGGAAUUUUUUUUAUCAUUUUAUACAAUGUAUGUGGAUUUCUUGUCCCAGCUGUAGCUAUCUGAGGUGGAUUAGAAAAGGCAUCAUACCUGACAAUGCAAAACUGAAGUGCAUAUUUAUAACAUCUCUGCAUUUACAUAAUGAAGUCUCAAUGUCAAAUUAGAACAAAGUGAAAAUAAUUGGGAAACUCUUAAGUUUUCAAAAGUUGAAUGUGUAACAUUUUGUGUGCUCUACUCACAAUUUCUUUGCUGUUCCAUGCCUUCAAAUGUGUAUAAAUGUACAUAGUUUUCAUCCUUUGCUUUGUGUUUCCAUUUGUCAUUUUUGUAUCAUUAAGAUACAAUGUAGUUGAGCUCUAUUAAAAGUGCUCUGCUCUUUC